Molecule: messenger RNA, 453 nt
Organism: Phanerochaete carnosa HHB-10118-sp
Lineage: Eukaryota; Fungi; Basidiomycota; Agaricomycetes; Polyporales; Phanerochaetaceae
Exons: 4
Coding region: 1-453 (150 amino acids)
Cellular component (GO): fungal-type cell wall
Molecular function (GO): structural constituent of cell wall
Source: RefSeq, a predicted model, not a curated record
AUGUUCCGAAGCUUAUUGGUGGUUGCUGAGGGCCAUCACGGGCAUAUUGCGCGUAGGCUGUCCCAUGCUGUCGACCUGUUGAAUCGUCCCUCAGCAAUCAGCUCCCUUCGCAAACAUCUUUCGGUAACAAUAUCUUCUCGGCUCGGCUCGUUCUCCAUCCUCGCCAUCCCCGUUCUUGCCUCCACUACUCCGACUGUUGCCGGCGCCGGCUCCCCAGGUGAAGCACCCACGCUCACGACGCCUGCUGCAAUAGCCUCGAGACCGCAUCCGAUAAGCUUGCCCGAAACGGAUGGCAUCGUGCCCCAGAAUCUCAACAUCGUCAUCGGUCUCGGCUGCAGCCCCAUCACCGCCGCUGGGGUUGGUUCCGGUUCUGAGUGCAAUAACGAAACCGAGUCCUGCUCUGAUGGUGUCUUUGGCAGCGUCGGCAUCAGCUGCGCCCCUAUCACUGCCUAA